Glycine soja is the source of this 2899-nucleotide messenger RNA. Its product is annotated as phosphate transporter PHO1 homolog 3-like. Gene Ontology annotation, biological process: cellular response to phosphate starvation; phosphate ion transport. Gene Ontology annotation, molecular function: inositol hexakisphosphate binding. The record is from RefSeq and is a predicted model, not a curated record. The transcript is spliced from 13 exons. Gene Ontology annotation, cellular component: Golgi apparatus; cytoplasm; plasma membrane. Lineage: Eukaryota; Viridiplantae; Streptophyta; Magnoliopsida; Fabales; Fabaceae. Bases 222 to 2633 code for a protein of 803 amino acids.
AUAUCUGCCAUUAUUAGCUCUUAAAAAAAAUAAAAAAUAAGAACAAUCUGGAUCCCUAAUCAAAAGCUCCUCUCUUUUUCACUUUGCAAAGAUGAUCUAUAAAGCCUAGAAGGGAGCAUUAUUUUGUUCAUAUCCAUUAGUUCUUUAUCACUUCUCAUUAUUUCCAAAUACCAAAGAGGCUGCUAGAAGAGUCUAGCUUGCACAAAAAAGGCCAAAUUAAAAUGAAGUUUGGCAAGGAAUUUGCUGCACAAAUGGUACCAGAAUGGCAGGAAGCAUACAUGGAUUAUGGCUACCUAAAAUCCCUUUUGAAAGACAUAAUGCUCCACAAGCAAAGAAAGAAGCCACAUUCCAGUGCCACCCCAGCAGCACUAAUGCGAAAGCUAUCACUUAACAGAACCUUCAGCGGCCUCACACACAGAUACUACCAGCCCGUGAGCCCUGAGCAUGACAUCGAGAACCAACCCAUUUUGGUGCACUCAGUGAAGCGAGAUGGUCAUGAAAAAUAUGAGACUAAUUUUCUUAUGGCUGCAGAAGAAGGCGGAGAGUACGAGUUGGUGUACUUCAAGAGGCUCGAUGAUGAGUUCAACAAGGUUGACAAGUUCUAUAGGUCCAAAGUGGAGGAGGUGAUGAAGGAAGCUGCUGAGUUGAACAAGCAAAUGGACGCUUUGGUGGCUUUCAGGGUGAAAGUUGAGCACCCAACUGCGUCGUUUGAUGGCUCCGUUGAGAUGACUCGUCUUGCUUCUGAUGUCUCUGCUUCAGCCACGGCAUUGCAUGCUUCUACACCCAGGGGUGUCCAGCUGAACCGUGCACAGACAGGAAGAAUUCCCACACUAAUUGAAGAUAUCAAAGAGGAAGGAAGUACCCAUCAUGGUCAUUCAGAGGAAUCCCGGGAUAGUGAAAAAGGUGAAGAGAUUCAAACUACCAACAAAAGAGUUGAAGUACAGAACAAGAAGAAGAAGAAUAUCACCCCCAUCAAACCCAUCAGACCUGCUUCUGUGGAAAUACUUAACCGAGUGCAACUAAAUAACACUUGUGAGACUCCUCGUUCGACUAUAAGAGGCUUCAUCAAGUACCCUGGCCAAACAGAGAUAAACUUCACCAAGGAAAAUUUGAGCAAAGUUGAAGAAACACUCAAACUGGCUUUUAUUGAGUUCUAUCAGAAGCUUCGACUUCUAAAGAACUACACCUUUCUAAAUGUGUUGGCAUUUUCAAAGAUAAUGAAGAAAUAUGAUAAGAUCACAUCAAGAGGUGCAGCAAAAGCUUACAUGAAAAUGGUUGAUAAGUCCAACAUUGGGAGCUCUGAUGAGGUCACUAGGCUUAUGGAGAGGGUAGAAAAUGUAUUCAUUAAGCAUUUUUCCAACUCAAAUCGAAAUAUAGGAAUGAGAGUCCUGCGACCAAAGCCGAAGAGAGAAAGGCAUAGGGUUACAUUUUCCAUGGGUUUUUCUGCCGGAUGCUCUGCUGCUCUAACAGUGGCCCUUAUUCUAAUUGUCCGUGCCCGUAAAAUCAUGGAUCAUUCAGGAAGUACCCGAUACAUGGAAAUAAUGUUUCCUCUUUACAGUUUAUUUGGAUUUGUAGUUUUACACAUGCUCAUGUAUGCUGCAAAUAUAUACUUUUGGAGGCGAUACCGAGUGAAUCACUCAUUCAUAUUUGGUUUUAAGAAAGGCACUGACUUAAGCUACCAUCAAGUCUUUUUCUUUAGUUUUGUCUUGGCAGCAUUGGCACUAGCCAGUGUCCUAGCGAAUCUAGACAUGCAAAUAGAUCCAGAGACAAAAGAAUACAAAGCGUUCACUGAACUUUUGCCACUUAUCCUGGUUCUAGUUCUGAUUGCCAUUUUAUUAUGCCCAUUAAACAUCGUUUAUCGGUCAAGCCGUAUGUUCUUCCUUACAUGUCUGAUUCACUGCAUCUGUGCUCCCCUGUACAAGGUUACACUGCCAGAUUUCUUCAUGGCCGAUCAGUUUACUAGCCAGGUUCAAGCCUUGAGAAGUUUUGAGUUCUAUAUAUGCUACUAUGGUUGGGGAGACUUCAAACAAAGAGAAACAUCUUGCAAGUCAAACAGGAUAUUCAUAGCUUUUUCGUUCAUUGUUGCUGUGAUUCCAUACUGGUCACGCUUUCUUCAGUGCCUAAGGCGACUGUUCGAGGAGAAAGAUAAAAUGCAAGGAUAUAACGCGUUGAAGUAUUUCCUCACUAUUGCAGCUGUUUGCCUAAGGACAGCUUAUACUCUUCAUCAAGGAAUGGGAUUGAAAGUGAUGGCCUGGAUAUUCUCAAUAUCUACAGCCAUUUUUUCCACAUAUUGGGACCUUGUCUUAGAUUGGGGCCUCCUCCAAAGACAUUCCAAGAACCGCUGGCUCAGAGACAAGCUUCUAGUCCCUCAGAAAAGUGUAUAUUUCGCAGCUAUGGUGCUGAAUGUCUUGUUAAGGUUUGCAUGGUUACAGACAAUAUUGAAUUUGAAUUUCUCCUCCUUACAUAGACAAGCCAUGGUCAGCAUUGUUGCCAACUUAGAGAUCAUUCGUCGAGGCAUUUGGAACUUCUUUAGGAUAGAGAAUGAGCAUUUGAACAACGUUGGCAAGUACCGUGCAUUCAAGUCUGUGCCACUACCCUUCAACUACGAGGAGGAGGAAGAUAAGGAUGAGUGAUUUGGCAGGAACAGCAAGCACAGAACAACAAGAAUCUGCACCACAAUAUUAUUUGUAUCAUCUAACUUUGUAACUACACUUGUUACUCUCGAGUGAUAAAUUCGACUUCUUCACUCAGGGCAUAUAUUCCAAAUGCAUAGUAGUUAUAUGGCCGAAGAAAUCGUUUUUAUCAAUUUUGAACUUGUCCUAAACCUUGGUCCACCAAUGGUAACAUUGUCAUUGGAUUUCAACAUUAAAGGUUAAUAGAAGUAACUUAGUUGACAAUA